Molecule: messenger RNA, 4350 nt
Organism: Athene cunicularia (burrowing owl)
Lineage: Eukaryota; Metazoa; Chordata; Aves; Strigiformes; Strigidae
Product: mucin-17-like
Exons: 4
Coding region: 472-4350 (1292 amino acids)
Source: RefSeq, a predicted model, not a curated record
UGUCUGUUAAACGAUGUGAUAGGGGUUGAACUGCAGAUCACAGACUUUGAUUGCAGUACCUAGGAUGCAAAACAGCCAGUCCGGGUAACACGGUAAUACAGACUUGGCCUCACUAUCAGCUGUGUGAAGACAGAACCAGGCCACGGUUAGACUGUCAACCAGUGUAAAAAGCAGAACACGGCUUGGAGAUGUGGAACUUCUGGAAACGGAGCCUUCUGGAAAGCAUUUAAUGUGUUGGCUAAUGUGGGAAAUUACUGGUUUGGGGCAGAGACACCGACUGAAGUUGGGCCCUGUGUGUCAGGGCGCUGUACAAAUGCCAGCUGGGCUACGGGACAACUUGGAGUGGGGAAAAAGAUGAAGUGACCUGACCUUGGUUCCCACUUUCAGAACAAACACAACAAAUGCCCAUUGCUAAGAGGCAGCAGUAACUCCUUAGGGAGCUGUUUCCUGUCUGAAUAUAUUGUUACUGGGAUGACUCAGGGGCUGCUUCACAAGAUGCAGGAAAAAUUCCCCAUCUGUAUUCUGAUUGCAGCUGGACUAUUGGAUUUAUCCGGUGCCUCCAGGAACGAACAUCAUGGCAGUGAAGUAUUAGGCCUGAGCUUUCCUGGGGAAGCACAAGCAAGAGCUGAGAUCAGCCCAGUGCCCAGCGAAGUGUUUUCCAUUACAGAAGAUAGCUCGGAUGAGGUGACCUUAAAUUUUCAGAGUGCAGCAGUUGAUCCUGCCAAUGACACAACAGUUGACUUCAUUCCUGUCCAUACAGGGACAGCUGCAAGAAGAACAGCCGAGCUGCCGAAGGAGUUGGUUACAAACUUGGAGGUGCCUGAGCAACUGCAGACAGAAGCAGCCACUUUAAAACUCCAGGCUGGACACACAUUUCCUAGCAAGCUCUUGAGUAGCAUAAGCAUGUCUGUCUCCACACCAGGAUCACAGGCUACCACACAUCUGGAACAUCCAGACAGGUCACUGCAAGGAAAACCAAAAAAUAUUCCUGGGGCUGGUUCCAGUCCCACCAGCUCUGGCACUGGGCUGCCCCAGCCCUUUCUCAGUGGAGGGACUCAUCAAGACUCUCCCCAGUUUACAGCUGUCUCUUCCAUUCCUGUUAUCAAGCAGAUGGAGGUGCCAAGUCCUACAACAUCUCUUCUGACUUCUGUGGUAAAUUUUCAUUCUCCAAGAAAAGAAAUAGAAGCGUCUCCAUUUCCCACAGGAGUUAGGAUUGCUCUUGAAGGUGCAAGCGUGGAUUGGUUACCAAGAGGAAUGCCUCUCACUACCAAAAGGCCAAAAGACACAAAUCCACAAGUCCAGCCUGACAGCAAAGCCGUUGUGACACCUGCAUACCCAAAGAAGACUCAGAGUAUGGAUGCUAAAGGUACAACUUCUGCAUUCCUACAAAAGCCAGCUUCAGGGGACCUUGAUGCAGUCCAUUCCAGAAUGACACAGACAAGUGCUAUUCGUCUUUCCCCUAUUUUCUCUGGCAAUAAAGCCAGAAACUCAACAACAGCUGUAAUAAAUGGUUCUGGAUACCCAACCCAGUUGCCCGCUCUUCAGUCACUCCCACAAGGCAACGUACUUUCUUCUUCACUAUUGAUACAUCUGGAAGCUCUAGUUCGUGAUGACUUACUUCCAUCUCCAUUUCAAGGGCCCAUCAGCACAACUGAUAGACAGCAGCCCCUCUCUUCGUCCCGGACUCUCAACUGUACUAAACAACAUGUUUCCCAAAAAAACAACAGCAGCUAUCAAGAAAUUGCAGUUCUGGUUUUGCAAAGAGAUACUGAUCAUCAGAUGAUGACAAGUAAACCUGAAAAACCCAGAUCCCCUGAGAGCCCGCAGGCUUCUGCUAAUUCAUCCUCAUUAGGCCAGUCAUGGAUUUCCACAUUAAAACUUUCCCAAACUACUAAAGAGCUGAAAGGAGUAACAUCUGCACUCUUUCCAGGUACAUCUACCUUUGAGAACGCGGUCCUUCAGCCUGUAAGCACUUUUGAUCCUGUUCAUGCUUCCACCCACCAGCCACCAGGUACAUCUCUUCCUGCUUACGCUGGAUUGCAGCUAAUGGGCAUCCCCACCUCUGAGAGAGGACUUCAUAUACCAACUUCAUCCAUGUCUGCUGGUUCUGUGUCUCGGGUUCAAGGCAUUUCUGCCCACCCUGUAUCUCUGGAAGCCUUCCCUGUGAUGUUGCAGAUGAGCACGGUGGAAGACUCCAAGGGAAAGAAAAGUCUCCCACAACAGACAGGUAAAACCGGUUCUUCCCCACUGACUCCACAAGCCAGCCCAGUCCCUGGCCCCUCUGGACUGCGUGACAGUGUGAACCAGAAAGUUCCUCUUCACAGCUUUGCCCCUUCAGCCUCCCAGAUCCAGCAGGCUGGCAGCCUGGCAGCUUUUGCCUCAAAACUGCCCUCACUCCAUGAACAGGGAAGCCAGUCCAGCUCGACAACAGCGCAUCCUGAACCGAUGGUGCCCGGUGUUUCUGAUGAGAUCCCAGCGUAUCUGGCACAAGCACUAGUGCAGCAGUUUGGUAUGUCACAUGACACAGCUCCCAAAAACCUCAGUGCUUUUAGAGGCGAUCACCUUAGAGUGCUUACAUCCCCAUUCCUGUCCUUUCUGCUUAAAAGUGCCAAUGGCAUGAUAUGCCUGCAGCCCAUGCAAGAUUCCCCUUUACCUACAAAAUUCCAAAAUACCAGUGCUGGGGGUCUGGUUUCCAUUCAGCAAAUCCUGGCAGCAUCAAAUUCUUCAGUGCUGGACCUUGCAAACUUUCAAAAUCUGACUCCUCCUAGCUUAAUUCUGGUUAAGCCUGUGUUUAUACUUCUGCCAGUUGACGGACCAGAUUUACAGGUGGUGCCCUCUCCUGAGGGUAAAGAUGACCACAAAACUGCCCUCUUGUUCACAAACCAGAAAGAUCUCAGUUCGGGUACACCUGAAAGCAGCCAUGAUAUCCUGAUGAAAACUAGUUCCUCUUAUCCCACUAGUAAGUCUUCAAGGUCUGAAACUACUCUCUCCACUGCAUCUAACCAACUUUCUGCAGAGAAAGCAGAAGUAACUUCUCAGCCAGUGCUAGCUAAUCCUAACUAUACAGCCAUCACUAGUUUGUUUCCAGCUUUUACCUCAGCAUCAAAUCAUUUGCUGGGCCCACAGAUGAGAAUUGGCACUACGGUGCAGGCCGUGCAUCUGCACAGGCUGCCUGAAGAGGUGCAGGUACCUGCGCCCAGUUCCCAAGGUGCCAGGGGGACUGAUUUGCUUUUACUUGACAGUGUGUUGGCAGAGCCUUUCACCUCCACCGCGCCACCAUUUGUGGUGUCUGCACAGCAUAGCCACCGUAUUUCCCCUGGAGUAUUUUUCACUGCUGGAAAGCCACAUUCUUCUGUCAUUCCUUUACUGUCAGCAAAGAGGCUCCCUGAUUUUCAAAUGCCUGCCCGACCUCCACUUACUGUCACAGAGGCUGUAGAUGAGAUGCAGCACAGUCAGAAACUAAUGCUGCAAACUACCGGCCAUCACCAAGGCUUGGUGACGACACCUUCCCCUGUCCGUGCGCACUGCACGGAGUGUUUGCCUUGGCACUCAGCUAGAACCAUAAAAUACCCAUUAAAGAGGGUCACAAGCAUCGUGCCUUUGCAGUCCACAUCACAAAGUCUCCGAAGUACUGAGUCACUCCAAAGGCUGCCGACCCAAGUUCACUUUAUACCCAGCACAUCAUCAGCUUUCUCAGUGCUUCCAGCUGGAAAUGAUGGCAGAGAUCCAGCAGUGGGCAGCACGACCUGUUCAGGAGGAGUCGCUGUGUGUGCUAAAGAAGCACGAACCUUCACCUCUUCUGUAAAACCUGAUCUUGCUAAACAUUUGGAAUUUACUCCCGUUAUGCCUAAGCCCUUUACAGUGACAGAGAGACCAACAACAGCACCGGUGCAUACUUCACCUUCAACAAAGGGCCAAAUGAAAACAGCAGCUUCUGGGAAACUUCUGGCUACGAUUGCCCAUCCAAGGAUGUUUAUCAGCUCUCCUGCAAGUCCUGCUUCACCUGUGUCUACACGUGUUUCCCUGCUGUCAGCCACAAAACAUGACCAAAUCCAUCGAGCCCCUACUAAACUGUUGUCACAGGCCAAUGUGGGAGAAAAUGCAAAGCCAACUGAAAUCAGCACAAGUGCAAGAAAAAUAGGAACCAGUAAGUUCCUGGGAACAAGCGUGUCUCUGUCAGCCAUGUUUAACACGAGGACGCAGCAAACCCCCCCAGCAGAUCUUGGGAAUAAGGUCAAUUUAACUCUGCUACAACCACCGGUGUCUGCAGGAUCUGUUAUUGCUCUUGAGAGACAGCCUGAAUUGUCCCAGACCACAGCACAGCCUCCCUUACCUUGCAGUUGUGAGUGA